UCCAAGAGGCGGAUCACCAAAAAAUGCACUCGCAUUAAAAAGCUUGCAGUGGCAGCCUGCUCUUCAUUUAGUACCAGAUGCUUAUUGCUACCAAACCGGAGCGCGAAGCUGCUGGCGAACAGAGUAGAUUAAAGUCCACAGCGAUAGAAGAGAAAAGGGAGAAUAACGUUAGAAAGGCGAGUCAAAGGAGGUUGAGAUAAAUCUAGUGGUAGUGGUGGUAGUGGGGUGGAAGUUCUGGAUCUGUACUGGUGAUAUGCUAGCAGUAAAAAGUCUGGUGCCAGCGAGCGCACCUGGAGCAUUGCUUAUGUCGGAGAAGAUGGUGGACCUUCAGAAUGAUACCGGGGGAAUGUACAACGCCUCUGCCGAAUGGAAGACAUUCAGUAGUUUGGAUGACAUCGAUGUGAUAGCGGAUGGGAGUCCAGUAUUGAGGAUCCUCAUCUCUACCAUCUACUCGGUGGUUUGCGCAGCGGGGCUGGUGGGGAACCUGCUGGUCUUUUUCCUCAUGAGGGUGAGCCAGGGGAGAAAGAAAUCGAGCAUCAAUUUCUUCAUCCUCAACUUGGCAGUGACAGACUUCCAGUUUGUCCUGACCUUGCCCUUCUGGGCUGUGGAUACUGCCCUAGACUUCAGCUGGCCGUUUGGGAAUGCGAUGUGCAAGAUCAUACUUUCGAUCACCGUCAUGAACAUGUACGCCAGCGUGUUCUUUCUGACUGCCAUGAGCAUCACCAGAUACUGGUCGCUCGCCUCUGCUUUGAAUAACAAAAGCCGGCGAAUGCCUUGCUCUGUGAAAUGGAUUUGCUUGCUGCUGUGGGUCUCUGCUACUGUGGCCACCGCGCCCACAGCAAUUUUUUCAACAGUGACAAACAUCGCCGGGGAGAAAUUAUGCCUUCUCAGGUUCCCCGCGGGUCAUUACUGGCUGGCGCUUUAUCACCUGCAGAAGAUUCUGGUUGCCUUUGUCAUCCCCAUGCUCGUCCUCUCCAUCUGCUAUCUGUUACUCCUGAGGUUCAUUAGGCAGAAAAGCAUGAACAACAACAAUCCGAAAAGAAGAUCCAAAGUCACCAAAUCUGUGACCAUAGUGGUGCUGUCAUUCUUCCUGUGCUGGAUGCCCAACCAUGCCAUAACUUUAUGGGGCGUCCUGGUCAAGUUCAACGCGGUUAACUGGGAUAAAACGUACUAUAUGGUCCACACCUACAUUUUCCCUGUCACUGUGUGCCUGGCGCACGCCAAUAGCUGUCUCAACCCGAUUCUGUAUUGCCUAAUGCGACGGGAGUUCAGAAAAAUGUUAAAAGAUGUUUUCUGGAGGGUCUCGUCCCCUACAAUUUCACACACCUGUCCAAUACGCCCGUUUUCUGGUUCCCGUAAACCGGAGCACGAUGACAAACUGGUUGUCAUCCCGCUCCACGCUAUUGACAGCGAACACGGCACACGCGGCUCGCUCUUCAAUGGAAGAUGUGACACUUUACCUUCUUCAAGUACGCUGGUGCAAAAAUGAAUGAAGCCACAAAAGAAGUAUAAACUGCUGGGUAUAAAUAACUGUGAAUGUGAGUGUGUGUCUGUGCGUACCGUGUCUAACAUGUGAACACUAUCAAUGAUGAUGAUAAUAAUAAUAAUAAUAAUAAUAAUAAUAAUAAUAAUAAUAAUAAUAAUAAUAAUAAUAAUAAUAAUAAUAAUAAUAAUAAACACAGAGCAUAUGCUAAAAAGGAAAAUGAAAAAGAAUAUUACCUGAUGAAUCCAUCAUUGUCAUUUCGUUAACAAACUACAAAAGUUUGAGAAAAUAUAUACAACAGAAGCUUAAUGUGCUUAAUUGCCAAUGUGUGUUUAAACGUCCCUGUACUAAUCUAGGCUAUAGGAGCUGUGAUUCUUGAAAUGCUAUAAGCAGCUUUGGUUGAUCUGAGUUCAGAUAUGACUUACUCCACAGUGCAUGGCAGUGUCUGAUUUGACUUGUUUUAUGCAUUUAGUACAUGUUAACACCAAAUAAUGUAUAUGUGGUUAUUAUUUUGUUUUUCACAUCUGAAAUGUGUAUUUUGUAAUAAAAAAGACGAG
This is a messenger RNA of Acipenser ruthenus (sterlet), 2040 nucleotides long. Its product is annotated as relaxin-3 receptor 1-like. The transcript has a single exon. The record is from RefSeq and is a predicted model, not a curated record. Bases 254 to 1489 code for a protein of 411 amino acids. Gene Ontology annotation, cellular component: membrane. NCBI's taxonomy places the organism in Eukaryota, Metazoa, Chordata, Actinopteri, Acipenseriformes, Acipenseridae. Gene Ontology annotation, biological process: immune response; G protein-coupled receptor signaling pathway. Gene Ontology annotation, molecular function: G protein-coupled receptor activity.